UACCGGCAACACAUGCUAGGCCUUACUCCGUCGAGGAAACGUUGGCUUUGGUCGGUCAGAAAUUUUCUUUUUACAUUUGGUGACCAUGGGGCAUGCGGCGAUAUGUAUGGCGUUUUUGUAUUUCGCAACGAUCGGAUGCUUGGUAAUUUCAUCUCCAAGAAGGACAACAGGAGAAGGAGAAGAGAAACUAAUUUUAAUCGGUUCAAAUUCCGAUAUUCAUAACAACUCUGAUGAAGACCCUGGUACCGAGGAUCCUCGACAGACAAAAUCUUACCACAAAGUAAAAGGAACUUUAAAUAUGGAUGGAAAUAAUUUAGAUUCAUCCAAAACUGCAGAUACUAACUCAACAGACGAGUAUACAGCAAUAUUGAGCUUAAAUGAGUUCAAUAACAACAAAACAGAAUUGGGUUCUUUAAUAGGAACGGAUAAUACAGGUAAUGAAACAAGUGAUGGGAUGAAUAAAACAGUCAAGUCAAAUCAAAGAACAAUACCAUCGGGUAUCGUUACAGACGAAACAGGCGUGAAAACGAAAACUGAUUCAAACCCAGGAGCUGUGGUGAACAUAAUUAAAUUAAAGGAACAAGAGCAUAUUGAGAAUAUAAAGCGCCGUGUGCUUGAAAAAUUGAGACUGGACGCACCUCCUAAACUCAGUGGUCCAAGGCCGGCGCUGCCCUUCAGACACCUUCAUCAGGAGUACUUGAGUGAUGGAGCGGAUCCUGGGAAGAAGCGACGGACACUCCCGGAAUUCUACGCCAGGAAAAAACAAGUUCUCGUCAUGGGCACGGACGUGACGACCGAAUGCACCAACAGAAAGAGCACGGGUUGUUACCACUUUGACGUGGCGGGCAAGGUGAACCCUAAUCACGUAUUUGCGGCGGAGAUUUGGAUCUACAAACUUUUCAACCAGUACGACCCCCACCUCCAAACGUUCAUUGUGUCUGAAUUGAGGCAGGACAUGCAUGGUAGGCGCCGUCCUAAAAACAUGGUCAACAGAGUAGAGACACAUAUGAAGUACGGGUGGCUGAAAAUAGAAGUCAAGAGGUCGGUAAUACGCUGGCUGCAGAAGCCACGCCAAAAUGAUGGUAUUGCAAUUCUUUGCAAAACUUGUAAACGAAAAAAUCCCAGGACAAUAUUUAGUUAUAAAAAUGACACCAGACCAUUUUUGGUUAUAACUACUAAGAAAGGACACAACAUCCGCAAAGCACGGAGCACACCACGAAUAUGCACUGAGAGAUCGACGGAAUGCUGUAUGAAACCCCUCACCAUUAACUUUCACGAUAUUGGCUGGGACAGCAUGAUUCGCCCGGUAUCGUUCCAGGCCAACUACUGUUACGGCUCAUGCGAAGCCCAGAAUCAGGCCCAUUACAACCACACCCAGAUGAUCCAGGACCACCGCUGGAACCAGGACGAAUGGAACAUGAUGCGACAGUUGACGCCGUGCUGUGCACCGAUCUCGUACAGCUCGUUGUCCAUCAUGUACAUCGAAAACAAUGACUUACAGGUGGAUUUCGUCCCAAACCUAGUAGCUACAGCCUGUGGAUGUGUGUAAUAUGUUUAUAGGGUGUGGAUAUGUGGAGUGACCACGGUCCGUUGUUAUGUCAGUUACAACGGCUUGUGGCUGCAUGUAGUUACCAAGGUGUUUCGCUAUGUGUAGUGACCACGGUUUGUAGUCAUGCGCAGUUGCAAUGGUAUGUAGUAAUGUGAAGUGACCAUGUUGUAAGGCUUUGGGUAGUGUUCUAAAGGUAUGAACUGACCGCAGUACGUGUAUUGACAUGAAUGUGUAUUUACCACGAUGUGAGUCGGUGAGGUGACCAAGAUGCGUGUUUGCUGUGUGGCUAUAUGUAGUGACCAGUGUGGGACUUUUUUAUGACGGAGAUUUAAGAUUAUAACGUAACCAUGAUGUGUGUCUAUCUAUAGUGACCACGGUGUGUGUUACAUGUGUGACCACGGUGUGUGACUGUAGUGUAGUGACCACAGUUAGGUAUUUUAGUGUGUCUAUUGAGCGACUUAGGUGUAUGCCUGUGUAGUGGUCCCCGAUGAGUGUACGUAGUGACCACGGUAAGAGACUGGAGUAAAUGUGGUUCGGGACAGUAGUGAAUACAAUGUGGUUGUAUAGUGACGACGAUUAAGUGACUACGAUGUGGUUUUGUAGUGACUACAGUUUGGUUGUGUAGUGACUACGGUGUGGUUGUUUGGUGACAACAGUUUGGUUGUGUAGUGACUACGGUGUGGUUGUGUAGUGACUACGAUGUGGUUGUGUAGUGACUACGGUGUGGUUGUGUAGUGACUACGUUGUGGUUGUGUAGUGACUACGGUUUGGUUGUUUAGUGACUACGAUGUGGUUGUGAAGUGACUUCGGUAUGGUUGUGUAGUGACUACGGUGUGGUUGUGUAGUGACUACGAUGUGGUUGUGUAGUAACUACGAUGUGGUUGUGUAGUGAAUACGAUGUGGUUUUGUAGUGACUACGGUGUGGUUGUGUGGUGACCACGGCUUAUCGUAGCGUAGUGACCAAUGUAUGUAUUUCGCAUAGGUGUUUGACUGCCUAAUGUCCAUACUGUAUAGCCGUGUAGUGACUACAGCUUAAAGAUAUGUGUAAUGAUUACGGUGUGUAUGCUUCCCAGAUGUGUAUUGUCACUUGUGUGUGCCAGACAGAUUUUGUUAAUUGUCACUUGUGUGUAGGCUAUCCAUAUAAUAUAUUCGACUAUGCAAUGCUUUGCUACUUUGGGGCUUGGUAAAUUGUUUUUUUGUCACGUGUGCGUUGGCUACACAGAAUCUGAUUAUGUGUAAUAGAACUUGUGUGAAGGAUAGAUAUAAGGACACGUGUGUCAAUGAGAGAUAUAAGUAAUUUUUUGUAGGAGAGAUAUAACGACACGUGUGUAGGUUAGAUAUAAAUUCACCUGUGUGUAGGAGAGAUAUAAGGACGUUUGUGUGUAGGAGAGAUAUAAGGACACUUGUGUGUAGGAGAGAUAUAAGGACACUUGUGUGUUGGAGAGAUAUAAGGACAUUUGUGUGUAGGUUAGAUAUAAAGACACUUGUGUGUAGGUUAGAUAUAAAGACACUUGUGUGUAGGAGAGAUAUAAGGACAUUUGUGUGUAGGAGAGAUAUAAGGACACUUGCGUGUAGGAGUGAUAUAAGGACACUUGUGUGUAGGAGAGAUAUAAGGACAUUUGUGUGUAGGAGAGAUAUAAGGACACUUGUGUGAAGGUUAGAUAUAAAGACACUUGUGUGUAGGAAAGAUAUAAGGACAUUUUUGUGAAGGAGAGAUAUAAGGACAUUUGUGUGUAGGAGAGAUAUAAGGACAUUUGUGUGUAGGAGAGAUAUAAGGACAUUUGCGUGUAGGAGUGAUAUAAGGACAUUUGCGUGUAGGAGUGAUAUAAGGACACUUGUGUGUAGGAGAGAUAUAAGGACACUUGUGUGAAGG
Molecule: messenger RNA, 3422 nt
Organism: Mizuhopecten yessoensis (Yesso scallop)
Lineage: Eukaryota; Metazoa; Mollusca; Bivalvia; Pectinida; Pectinidae
Product: growth/differentiation factor 8-like
Exons: 3
Coding region: 86-1549 (487 amino acids)
Biological process (GO): SMAD protein signal transduction
Cellular component (GO): extracellular region
Molecular function (GO): cytokine activity; growth factor activity
Source: RefSeq, a predicted model, not a curated record